GAUGCUUCGAGCAGCCAUGAACUAAACCCCUUAAAGGCUUAAACCCUAGUUUCUCAUUUGCGUCGCUGCUCUCUCGCUCUCUCCACCGCCUAUGGCUCUGUCGCUCCGUUUCCGGCGAGUCCAGUCGCUCGCCUCCGCCCUGAUCAACCACCAGAGAACUUUCUCCGCUGCGAUUUCCAGCCCGCCGGCACUCUCCUCCGCCACCGUUGAUCCUCUAAACCCUAGGCUCAGUCUCGAUCAGCCCAACCACCAUCGGGUUCCAUUUCAGUCCAGGAACUUCAUGUCGUCCUCGGUCCGUCUCUCGUCAGCCAGAUCAUCCAUCAGAAGCAACAACAAUAAUAACGAUGAAAUAGGCCCGGAUACGAUACUAUUCGAGGGUUGUGACUACAACCACUGGCUCAUCACCAUGGAUUUCCCCAAAGAUCCAGCGCCUACUCGCGAGGAGAUGAUUGAAACCUACCUCCAAACCCUAGCCAAAGUCGUUGGAAGCUAUGAAGAGGCAAAGAAGAAGAUGUACUCCUUUAGUACGACAACUUAUCAUGGUUUUCAAUGUUUGGUGACAGAGGAAAUGUCUGAGAAGUUUAAAGGUUUGCCGGGAGUUGUGUUUGUAUUGCCUGAUUCCUAUAUUGAUCCAGUGAACAAAGAAUAUGGAGGUGACAAGUAUGAUAAUGGAGUAAUCACUCCUAGACCACCUCCAGUUCAAUAUGGCAGGCAGGGGGGAAGAUAUGGUGAUCGUAAUAGGGAUUUUAACCGGAACCGGCCUAGGGGUCCAAUGCCAAACCCUCAAGGCAAUCCAGCAUAUGGCAACCAGGGUCCUAUGUAUGGUGAUACAAGGAACUUUGGACAACAAAAUCCUCAAAUGCAGCCAAAAUAUGGUCCAGGUGUAGGAGAUAGACAGGAUCCUAUGCCAAUGAACAAUGCUCCUGGAGGAAGAGGUCCAAUGCCUUCAUAUCAAGGUAGUUAUGGCCAAAAUGACCGAGGAUAUAAUAAUCCCCAAGGUGGAGUCCCCGUAGAGCAGAGGGAUCUUAGGGGUGAUAAUAGGAAUUAUUCUCCUCAGCAAGGUGCAACAUAUGGGCAAGGUGGUGGAAAUUAUGGGACUGGAGGAAAUUUUGGACAGGGAGCGUGGGGAAAUUAUGGGCAAGGAGGAAGUGGUGGGGGAAAUUUUGGACAAGGAGCGGGGGGGAACUAUGGACAAGGACCAGCAUCUGGGGGAAAUUUUGGACAAGGAGCAGGGGGGAACUAUGGACAAGGACCAGCAGCUGGGGGAAAUUUUGGACCAGCAGCAGGUGGAAAUUAUGGGCAAGGAGUUGGUGAAGUUCAUAGGCAAGAGCCGGGCUCUGGCCAUGGGCAGAAUUACUACCCUGGUCAUGGAGAAGAUGGUGGCUUCUCAGAGACAGAGCAGAGGGGCAAUAUGCAAGGGGGGCAAAGGAACUAUGCGGCUCCAACACAUGCUGGGACAGAUCAAGGGCGAUACUGAGAAGGCUCUAGCACUUGGAGAUGAAUGAUGGGGUGAAUAUGGAAUUCACUUUUUUCACAUCUGCAGAAAUGUUCAUGCUUUGUCCGUAUCUGUGCAAGCUCUGUAACAGUGUGAACUGUGAAGCUUUCUCACUCCAGGUCUAGAUAUAAAUGAUGAGCGAUGAGAAAGAAAAGGGUCCAAAUACAUUUAUAAAUAGUUUCCUAAUUUUGGUUUUGAGUGCUGGCCGUGAAUUUGUUGUUAAUAAUGUCUAGCGGUGUGGAUUUUGGAAAAAAAAUUAAUUAACCAGACCACCGUAUUGGAUCACUUGCUUUUAA
Molecule: messenger RNA, 1791 nt
Organism: Diospyros lotus (date-plum)
Lineage: Eukaryota; Viridiplantae; Streptophyta; Magnoliopsida; Ericales; Ebenaceae
Product: multiple organellar RNA editing factor 1, mitochondrial
Exons: 5
Coding region: 92-1477 (461 amino acids)
Biological process (GO): mitochondrial mRNA modification; cytidine to uridine editing
Cellular component (GO): mitochondrion
Source: RefSeq, a predicted model, not a curated record